AUGGGUAGAAAGAAAAUUAAGAUCCAAAGAAUUCCAGACGAAAGAAAUCGUCAAGUUACAUUCAACAAAAGAAAGAAUGGCUUAAUUAAAAAGGCAAUGGAAUUGGCAUUACUCUGUGACUCUACAGUUUCUCUUGUCAUUGUAAAUAAUUCACCAAAUGCCAAAGAGAAAUAUUUCCAAUAUAUUAGUUCUGGUUUACCAUCACCAAUGGAAUCAAUUCCAGAUUUGGGUCCAGAAAUUUCCCAAAAGUUUACUGACCAUGACUAUGAUAAAAUAUUUAAUAAAAAAGAAAAAGGUGACUUUAAUGAUGACUAUAUUGGUGGCGAUACAGCAUCACACUCUGAAGAAGAGGAUCAUAAAUCACCAUCAUCGACACCAGAAUUAUUAGGAUACAAUCACCAUAAUCAUCAUCAUCACCACCAUCAAUAUAAUAAUAAUAGUAAUAAUAAUAAUAAUAAUCAUAAUAAUAACCAUAAUAACUAUAAUAACAGUAAUAAUAUAAAUGGACACAAUAAUCAUUAUAAUCACAAUAAUUUGAAAUUAAAUAGUAAUAAUAAUAAUAAUAAUUCUCAAUUUAAUAGCAGUCAACAUAUAAAUAAACCAAUUUUAUCAAUAAAACCAUCCCAAACUCAAGAAAAUCAUAAUCAUUAUAAUAAUUAUAGUUCACAUUUAUCUAAUAAUAAUAAUAAUAAUAACAGUAGCAAUAAUAAUAAUAAUAGCAACAACAACAACAAUAAUAAUAAUAAUAAUAAUACAAACAAUAAUAAUACAAAUAAUAAUAAUAAUAAUAAUAAUAAUAAUAAUAAUAAUAAUAAUAAUAAUAAUAAUAAUAAUAAUAAUAAUAAUAUGUCUCCAAUUGGAUCACCACCAAGCAAAUGUCAACAAGUACCAGCAUUUGAUUCGACUCAAGCAACACAAGCUUUACUCUCUUUACAUAAUGCUUCAAAAUUAUUUUGCUCAUCACCAGAAGAUACCUCACCAAUGACAUCACCAAGAACUCCACCAUUUUCAUCAACCAAUACAAAUACUUUACAAACAUCACCAAAUAGCCAACAAAAAUCAAAAUCUUUACCACCUCUCAUUUUUAAUGAAAAUAAUAAUCAAAAUAAUAAUAAUCAAAAUAAUAACCAAAAUAAUAAUAAUAAUAAUAGCAAUAAUACGAACACGAAUAAUAAUAAUCAAAAUAAUAGUUCAAGAAGUAUUUUAUUACCUCCAAUCAGUUUAUAUAAUAGUAAUAGUAAUAGUAAUUCUUCCUCAACUUUAACAAGUCCAACUUCUUCAUCUUCAAAUCUAAAUGAUGAUUUAUUUUUGAAGAAAAGAAAAUUGGAAUUGAUUCAUUAA
Molecule: messenger RNA, 1341 nt
Organism: Dictyostelium discoideum AX4
Lineage: Eukaryota; Evosea; Eumycetozoa; Dictyosteliales; Dictyosteliaceae
Gene: srfD
Exons: 2
Coding region: 1-1341 (446 amino acids)
Cellular component (GO): nucleus
Molecular function (GO): DNA binding; protein dimerization activity
Source: RefSeq, a predicted model, not a curated record